CUGUGUAUGUUUGAAAUAAAUAUACGAACACCGGCUAAGCAAACUUACGGUACGGUCCAGCGUAUGAACUAUUGCAAGAACUAUGCACAUUCAAAGAUCUAUGUUAAUUUAAAUCCUACAUUAUAUGCAUCGGCGAUACGUAUAUAACGCUUACUGUUUUUUGUGAUAAUAGUGUCUAUCAGAAUGACUUACUUUCAAAAUGUAAAGGGAUUUUUUCAAAAUGGCUGGGAUUGGAUCAAGACUUUUACUUUUGGCAUUUUUACCAAAAUAGCCGAGCUUGUAGCGAUCGUAAGCCUGACAGUAUAUUACUUUGCUGAGUCAUUUUUACUAACUAUAUCACCUUCGUUUUUAAUUCCUCAAAAGGAGAUAAGAGGUAAAGUUGUUCUAGUCACAGGAGGAGCAGGAGGAGUAGGAAAAGAGUUAGUAAUAAGGCUUGCCUACAAUAAAACUAAGGUUAUUGUUUGGGAUAAUAAUGAAAAAGCUUUGGAUAAAUUAAAAAAUAUCUGCAGACAGAAGAAUCUUGAUAUCACUACGUACGUUGUGGACAUUACACAAAGAGAACUAGUAUACAAAUAUUCAAAAAUAGUCAAAGAAGAAUUUGGAGUAGUAGAUAUUUUAAUUAACAAUGCAGGGAUUGUAUGUGGUCAAACUUUAUUAGAAAUCCCGGACUAUAUGAUUGAGAAAACUUUUAAAGUGAAUAUAAUUUCACAUUACUGGACUACCAAAGCAUUCUUGCCUGAUAUGAUUAAACAAAAGAAUGGUCAUAUUGUAACGGUAGGCAGUUUAACAGGAUUUCUUGGCACUUACAAAUGUACCGAUUACAGUGCCACCAAGUUUGCAACGAUAGGAUUCCACGAAAGCUUAAUGACAGAGCUUAAAACUCAUGGACACCACAGAAUAAAAAUGACUCUUAUAUGUCCUUACUUUAUUAAUACAGGCAUGUUUGAUGGCUGCAAACCAAGAACUUUGCCAAUGUUAGAACCAAAAGCUGUGGCCUCAAGAAUAAUUCAGGCAAUAAAAAGGGAAGAAAUUUUAGUGACAAUGCCAGGUUUUGCCAGAUAUAUUUUGCCGCUUAGAAAUUGUAUACCUCCAAAGUUAGCCUGGGCACUAAUAAUCAAGGUAAUUAGGUUUCCUCAAUCAAUGAUGGGUCUCCGAGCAUUUAAUGAAGUCGAAGCAGCUUAAAUAGUCAAAAUGGAACAAAUUAAUAAACGCAAAAAUUUAGUAUUGUAUACUUAAAUAGACUGUUUAGACUUAAAUAUUGUUAAUUUUUUAAAAAAUAUUCUAAAGCUUGAGACUAAUUGUAUUGUAUUUGUUUAAUAAAAUAAAAAUUAUUAAUUUGUAGGGA
Messenger RNA from Diabrotica virgifera virgifera (western corn rootworm), 1345 nucleotides. RefSeq names its product short-chain dehydrogenase/reductase family 16C member 6. Gene Ontology annotation, cellular component: lipid droplet. The coding region runs from base 184 to 1182 and encodes 332 amino acids. Lineage: Eukaryota; Metazoa; Arthropoda; Insecta; Coleoptera; Chrysomelidae. The transcript is spliced from 6 exons. Gene Ontology annotation, molecular function: oxidoreductase activity, acting on the CH-OH group of donors, NAD or NADP as acceptor. The record is from RefSeq and is a predicted model, not a curated record.